Messenger RNA from Mesorhabditis spiculigera, 2547 nucleotides. NCBI's taxonomy places the organism in Eukaryota, Metazoa, Nematoda, Chromadorea, Rhabditida, Rhabditidae. The record is from the annotation of a GenBank genome assembly.
AUGGACAUUGGGAGCCCGCAGAGUGAUGACACGCCCAAGAGAAGAGGCCCCCGUACACCACCGCUUCCCCCGGCCGACCCUGGGCCCCGGAUAGAAAUCGUCCCGACGGUGAACCUGUGCAACCUGGCCCCGGCCGGCUAUGGGAUGCCCUCCUUCAAGCGGCACCCAGCCUCCACGGGAAUGCACAUGCAAUAUGGACAAGUCGCCUAUGGUUUGCAACAAAACGGCGUCGCUUUACAACCACCACCUCCCCCUCCACCAAUGGUACGAACACGACCGUUUGAUGGGCAUGAAAUGAUGAGUCCGAGCAUAGAGUCGUCCACCUCCAGCCCGGCCGGCCGAUCCCCGUUUUCUUGUGAAGGCUCCCGUCGGCCAAGAACCCCUCCUCUUCCAUCGCCGCAAGAGAAACCUCCCGGAACACCGACAAAUGCCCCGACAAAGAGCCUGGCGUUUGACCCGAUUUUGAUGGACCUGCUGCAUAGCAAGAAGCCGGCUGGUACACCAGGCGGCAUGAAGAAGGCUCGCGUUGACGCGAAUGGAUCGGCUCUGCUGUCCCCGCGGGGUACCGGCGAAGCGCCAGUUGCCCGGGAUACCGCCAAUGGCCACCGAACGGCCGAGGACGGCAAAAUUGCUGAAAUAACACGUGAAGCCGAACCACGCCCGUUGACAGCCGAAGAGCUGAGGAGAAGGGAGGAACGACGACGGCUGAAGGAGGAACGAGAACAGAGGGAAAGAAGAAAGAUGCUCGACCGCCAGCGGGAAAUAGACAAACGGACCAGAAUGGAAGACCGAGAUCACAAGAAGCGGCCAGAUGACGCUAGCCGGCAGAAACAAAACCAUCGACCAAAGGAAGAAGAAAAACCCAGCAAGAAAGAUGAAAAAGAGGAACGGCAUAAGCAUCGAGAAAAGGUACCGAAAAACGAAAAAGCCGCUGCCGAGAAGACGAAAGAGAUCGAGCAUAAAUCCAAGCCCGAAAAGCCACGUGAUGAAAAAGAAGAGAAGCGACUGAAAAAGGAGAAGGAAAGGGAAAAGAAGCUCGAACAAAAAGCACUGCUCUCCCCGACACUCCCAACGACGACACACCAUCUGAACGGCCAAGGCGAACUGAAGAUCGAGAUUCCGGAGAUGAAGACGGAAAUCAAGGUCGAGGUGCAGGAAAAGCUGGUCGAGAUUGUGUCGGAGAAGAUUGUCGAGACAAAGUCGAUCAAGCAAGAAAAUGGAUGCGUGUCCGAAGAAGAAGUCAAGCCGGAGGUCGCGAAAGUGACCGAGAAGAAGAAAUCCAGACAAGAGAAUGGUGUCAGCUUGGAAGAACCGACUGUCUCUAUGGCCCCAGACACAUCACGGAAAAAUGGAGAGGUGCAGGAGCCGGCAGAACAGCAUCCGCUGCUUUCCCCAAAACCGGGAGAUGGCAAGCAGAAGAAAGCCGAUAAAUUGCCGAAAGUUUCGAGCCGGUUCAAAAAAUUCAUGCUGAUCGAAACGCACCCCAACGGCGGGGCCUCGAUGCUGAAGGCGAACUGGAAGGACGUUUGCAGGCAUUUCGCGGAACGGGAGGAGAGGGAGGAAUUCGCCCGGCAAUUCAUCCAGCUCGGCCUUUCCGAGCAAAACGAGAUCCCGGUGUUCUGCGUGUGCGUCAUCGAGAAUGGGGCGAAUUAUCUGCAGGACGUAUUCGGCUACCUGGCAAACCACUACUCCAAUCUGCCGUGCAAAGUCGGUUCUUUGACGAAUAAACAGUCGGUGGAGACGAUGAGCCUUCAAGCCUACCACAAUCUCGUCAUGGAGACGUGUCAUCACGGCACCUUCCGAGCCGGCCCUCUGAACGCGUUGUCGAUGGUGGGCCCGAAGCAGGAAGAGUGUGGUGCUUUCUUCGGCGAACUGCUCGAUCAGCUUUCCCGGUCGCCGUUCCUCGGCCCGUUGAUGCCAUGGGGAUCGAAGAGCAUCGCCGAGCAUGAAGAUCCAGCUGAAAGUGAUGAUGGGCCAAUUUUCUGGAUUCGACCAGGCGAGCAGCUGAUCCGUACCGAUGAUCUGAAGGACGAAAAGGGCGGGAGGAAAGGCCGCGGCUCAAGGAAUCCACAAUCAUUCAGAAACCUGGAGCGCCGUGAGCUGCUCUUCGAAGACCGCACGCCAUGCCACGCCGACCAUGUUGGCGACGGGCUGGAGAGGCGAACAACGGCCGCCGUCGGCAUUCUACAAGCCAUCACGGGCCAACACGAAAGGACCCGCGAAAACCGCGCCGUCAAAGACGUCGUGUGCUUCCACGCGGCAGAUUUCGACAAUAUCGUCGAGCGUCUGCAGCUCGACCUCUACGAGCCGCCAAUGUCGCAAUGUAUCCAAUGGGUCGAAGAAGCCAAGCUCAACCAGCUCCGCCGCGACGGGAUUCGCUACAGCAAAUUCCAGUUGCACCAUAAUGACAUCUACUUUUUGCCGCGGAUGAUCGUCCAUCAGUUCCGGACAAUAUCCGCGUGCUCGUCGAUUGCCUGGCAUGUUAGACUAAAGCAGUACUAUGAUGCCCCGGAGCCAAGCGGCGUCGCCCGGCAUCAUCAGAAGGAU